Synchiropus splendidus (mandarinfish) is the source of this 3788-nucleotide messenger RNA. It is a transcript of the gene fgd4a, whose product is annotated as FYVE, RhoGEF and PH domain containing 4a. Lineage: Eukaryota; Metazoa; Chordata; Actinopteri; Syngnathiformes; Callionymidae. Gene Ontology annotation, biological process: filopodium assembly; cytoskeleton organization. Gene Ontology annotation, cellular component: cytoplasm. The transcript is spliced from 18 exons. Bases 417 to 2996 code for a protein of 859 amino acids. Gene Ontology annotation, molecular function: metal ion binding; guanyl-nucleotide exchange factor activity. The record is from RefSeq and is a predicted model, not a curated record.
GUCGGCUGUUUUGUCACGUAGAUAACACUCUGGACAUGAGCUCAGUCAAGACCAGACGCAGCAGUAGCUGAAGGAUGUUUACAGAGGCAGUUGUGUCAGCGGCUUGGUCACCUUUGCGAAAUGGAGGAAAUGUUUUUUGCAACAGGAAACGUGUGAAGGUGCAUGACUGAGGAUGACUGGACGGUCUUCAGCGUUUAUGGUUUCUUUGGGUUUCGGUCAUUAAUAUCUUCACCUGUGACAUCACUGUGUCAUCGCGACGUGGUCCAACUCCUCGCUGCAACAUGGACUGGGUGUUGAGUUACUUGAGGUCCUUCCUGGGUCUGCCUCAGACCCUCCUCACUUCGGGUAGGUGAUAAGCAGAAUUAACCAGCCGACCGGACAGUCGAGGUUUUAAACUAGAAGACUCUGGAAUUGCUAUGAAACGACGACGCAAGUAUUGGUUUUGGAGACGGAAGGGUAAAAACUUAAAGAUGUGUCUGCUCUGCUGUUGUGACAAGAAAGAAAAAGGCGACUAUUUCCAGACAAAGACCGUUGAGGAGGAUGCUUGUGUGGCAGUGAAGAUCGAGAACUCCCAAGCGCUCGGCCGGAGCCCGUUGUGUAAGCAGAAGAGCUCUCCCAGUGUGCAGGCGUGUCUAAGAAGAGCGUGCGGUGAGACGACAGUCAAGAGCAGCCCACAGGUCAAUGGAACACGUCCCGUCAGCCGACCGCGCUUGCCGUCCAAACCUCAAGUGCCUCCAAAACCACCUCACCUCCAAAGUCCAGUGACAGAAUUUUCGUCACCACUUGGCCACCGCCAGAGACCACCACUUCAGAAGGCCAUGGAGGAAGGAAGUGGUGGAGAAAGAGGAGGGACGAAAGGGGCACCAACUCGGGAGAGAACAAGAGAAUCCCCCAAACACUCCAAAGUGUCUGACCUGAUCAGUCGCUUUGAGGAGAACAGCAACGUGGAUAACAAGAGGGACAUCUCUCCGCUCAAACACAUCAGCAAGUCAGCCAACAGCAGCCCAGCUCACCACAACAACAGCAAGCAGGCCGGCAGGAACCACUCGGUGGCAGAGCUCUGCUCCGCGCCGGCUAAAACCCCGGAGGGACAUGAACCUGCCGCCAACGGCGACGUAGCAAAGAUGGAGCCGGAGAAAGUUGAGGAAUUGGUCGACUCGCCGGUGUUGGUGAAUGGAAAUAUGGUAGACGCCAACACAGACAAUGGUGAAGAGCCCUCGCACACUGAGGGGGAUGAUGCAGAAAACCACAGGGAGGACAAGGACGGUGAGACCCAGCACAAGAGUGAUGAAGAGAGCAAGGACCGCAAGGAGACCAACGAAGAGAAGCUGUUUAAGAUCGCCAGCGAGCUCUUGCAGACGGAGAAGGCCUACGUCGCUCGGCUGAACCUGUUGGAUCAGGUUUUCUGCGCCAAGCUGAUGGAGGAGGCCAAUAAAGGAACAUUCCCAGUGGACGUGGUGAAGGGCAUCUUCUCCAACAUAGCGUCCAUCAACACGUUUCACAGUCAGUUCCUGCUGCCGGACUUGGAGAAACGCAUGGGCGAGUGGACGUCCACGCCUCGGAUCGGGGACAUCCUGCAGAAGCUCACACCCUUCCUCAAGAUGUACGCCGAGUAUGUGAAGAAUUUUGACAAGGCCAUGGAGCUGCUGAAACAGUGGAGCGACCGCUCACCCCAAUUCAAGGCCAUCAUCCUGGAGGUGCAGAGUCUGGAGGUGUGUGGGUGUCUGACGCUGCAGCAUCACAUGUUGGAGCCGGUGCAGAGAGUUCCUCGCUAUGAGAUGCUGCUGAAAGAUUAUCUGAAGAAGCUGCCCGAGGACGACCCCGACCGACGGGACGCCGAGAAGUCUUUAGAAAUCAUCGCCACGGCAGCCACUCACUCCAACAGUGCCAUCCGAAAAUCCGAGAACCUGAAGAAGCUGAUGGAGAUCUACGAGAUGCUUGGCGAGGAGGAGGACAUCGUUAACCCGUCCAACGAGUUCAUCAAAGAAGGCCACAUCCUGAAGCUGGCGGCCCGAAACACCUCAGCCAUGGACCGCUACCUCUUCCUGUUCAACAACAUGCUGCUGUACUGCGUUCCCAAGUUCAGUCUGGGAGGACCUAAGUACACGUUGAGGACCAAGAUUGGCAUCGACGGCAUGAAGGUCCUGGAGACCACCAACGAGGACUACCCGCACACUUUCCAGGUGUCGGGGAAGGAGCGCAUGCUGGAGCUCCAGGCCAGCUCGGAGCAAGACAAAGCUGCCUGGAUAAAGGCCUUUCAGAAAACCAUCGACAUAUUCCAGCAGAAGAACGAGUCCUUCAAGAACGCGUCGAAGGAGGUGGAGGAAGUGUCGAACGCAGAAUUGGGGAAGCGCGCCCCCUGCUGGAUCCGCGACAAUCUGGUCACAAUGUGCAUGAAGUGUAAGGAGCCGUUCAACGCUCUGACGCGGCGGCGACAUCACUGCAGAGCCUGCGGAUACGUGGUCUGCUGGAAGUGCUCCGACAACAAGGUGGCGCUGGAGUAUGACAACAACAAGAUGAACAAGGUUUGCAGAGACUGCUACUCCAUCCUCACCGGGGAGACCAUAGCGGAGGGGAAGAAGAAGGGCAUUCUGGAGAUCGAGGCAGCGCAGUUCUCCGGCCGCAGCAUCGUGUGCGGCUUCCUCCAGUACUGCGAGAGGAACAAGCCCUGGCAGAAGGUCUGGUGCGUGAUUCCUGAGAAGGAGUGCUGGGUCCUGUACCUCUACGGCGCGCCGCAGGACGUGAAGGCCCAGAGCACCAUCCCUCUGGUGGGCUACUCGGUGGACGAGAGCGUCCGCUCCACCGACCCUCCGGCCAGUUUCCGACUGUCCCAGUCCAAGUCGGUGCACAACUUCGCCGCCGACUCGGAGGAUAUGAAACAGCGCUGGCUGAAAGUCAUUCGAGUGGCAGUGACCGGAGAGGUGCCCGAGUCCCCGCACACCAACGGCAGCGUGGCGGAGAACAACCCACAGGAGGCGCCAUCCGACGCCACAUAAGGGAACCACUCUGCCAAUGGACUCGUGGACUUGAAGAGUCUGUGCUGGAUGUGCUGCCUUUCCGUCUCGGAUUACAAACUGUGCUGGAUUACCGGACUAGUCUGGUGCGAUCAACCCUAGAGGAGGACUCUGUCGUCGGACAGACCCGCUGGACCUCCUGGUGUCUGGACCAGCGUGCCGACAAGCACAAGUCUGACUCCCAACAGCUGAAAACACAAAGUCAUCUCAGCGAAAACCAAACUGUGAAUUCAUGUUCCAAACGUCCCAAGCUAUUCAUUUAUGAAUCAUUCAUUCCCAUCACGCUUUCAAAACAAUUGGUCGACUGAUAAGUACCAGCGACUCACCUGGAGGUGUCAGUAUGGAGUAACAGGAAGGAGAAGUCUGCAAUAUUACCUUCUUCCUUUGUUCACCUUCCAAUGCUGACGUGAGAAAACUGGAGCCUUACUAAGGGGAGACUGAACGUGAGACUCGGCGGCACAGCUAGUGUGAGUGAGGAGGGAAGAUGUCAGGGUCAGUGCGUGUGGUUUUGUACUCGGAUGUGAGCACAGGUCCAGCUAUAGAGACAAACUGUAAAUGUUUUUUAAAUGCUGUAAUUAAUUUGUAUUAUUUAAAGUAAUUUAUAGACAAUGUACAGGCAUGAGGAUCUGAAGCGCCACGGCGGCGGCGGACGGGUCACACUGGACCCACUCGUGCGAGGAGCCCAGUGUUGGAACGAGAGCACAACAAUCUGAAUGUACACAAACAUUUUGAAUCAAGUCAAAGUGCGAAAGAAAGAUUAAAUAUUUGUCUCGA